UGUUUAAUUCGGAUCUGCCAUUGUGAAAAGUGACUUGCUCGUGAAAAGGCGUAUUAAGUGUAGGAUCUGUAAAAGUUAUUAUAAAUAUAACGAAAUAGUGCAAGAAAGUACAAUAUCAAAAGCAAUUUUUUGUAUAAAUAAAUUUUACACUUUUUAACACAUUAGCAUAAAUAGCAGACAUGCCACGCUAUCGUGAAUGGGAUUUGGCUUGCAAAGUAUACGUUGGCAAUUUGGGUUCGUCAGCUUCAAAGUAUGAAAUAGAAAAUGCUUUUAGUAAAUACGGACCUUUACGGAAUGUUUGGGUGGCACGGAAUCCUCCUGGUUUUGCUUUCGUUGAAUUUGAUGAUAGACGGGACGCCGAGGACGCUACCAGAGGAUUAGAUGGAACGCGCUGUUGCGGUACACGCAUACGUGUAGAAAUGUCCUCAGGCCGAUCUCGCCGAGACAAUAGACGCCGAGGCGGCAGUGGGGGUGGUAGAGGCGGUGGUGAAACCAGCAGCGGAGGCCGCGGCGGUGGCGGUCGCUACAGGAUAAAGACAACUUCUGCUACUACUACUAGUUCUACUCGUACUUCAAGUACUUCUACUACAACUUCCUCUUCCUACAACAAAACCAACAACUUCAACAACAACAACAACAACUAUUACUACAAGUACAUCUUCACGUAUCACUACAAUAUUAGAACCUUGUCCACCACAAUCUCCAUCACCACAACCUCAAUAUGCAACAUCAACAACAACAACAACCAUAAGACUACAGCAACGUUUAGCAACAAUUGCUGCUUCAAUAACUUGAUUAAUAACAUCUUUCUACUUAGAAUUCUAAAGCUUAUUAGUCAUCAUCUUCAUCUACAAGAACAACAACAACAAGAACAACAACAGCAACAAGAACAACAAAAACAGCAACUAGAUAUCAGAUAUAAUUGCUACAAUCUUAACAUCCACUACCAACACCACCACCAGCACCAUAUUAACACUAAACCAACUAAAAUCAUUCAGCAACAUUUAUUGAUCAUCCUGAAACAACGACACUUUUUAACACUUCCAAUAACUUGAUAGAAAGUUCUUAACUUAUUUUUUUUUGACAAUAGACAAAUGACAUUAAAACAAUUGCUAUCAGACAAGUUGUUGUUGUCAUCGUGGAGAAAGCCAGCAUUAUCAUAGAAAAAAGAAAAACACCAACACCACUGUCACUAUCUCACAUCACAAUCACUGUUACCACCAACACCUAAGAAACCUCAAUUGCAGUUGUUAGUUUUUGACAUCAACGGCGACAACAACGACGAUUAUCCUUUAAGUUUUGACCUUGGAAUAACUUUUGAAAGUCCUUUUUCAUUGUUCACUUAGCAGACAAAUUAGGAUUUUUCAAUGAGCUUUCGCCACUGUGGUCGCCUUGAUAAUCGCUGCUAUUGCUGUCUCAAAGUGUACGCUGUCCUUCCCAACGCGAAAGUAAUUUCACAUUUCUUUGCUCUUCACCGAUCUAUUUCACUUGUGUGGCGUUAGUUUAGCAUUUUUGCUAAUUUCAAAUAUCACGUUUAUAGAACGAUAAUAGCUGACUCUGCCUUUCGCGCACAGUAUUAGAAGAAGGCUUGAAACGAAGAUUUCGAAAUGCGUUUACAUUGCAUAAUAUUGUAACAAGCCCAUAUAUAUAUAUAAUUUUUGAGGUAUUUUUAAUAUCCACAGUUUUCAGAGCGUUUUCUCCACAAUUACAUGGAACUUUGAGAUUUUUAAUGAAAAUAUUCCAAUUGAAAAUAAUACCAAAGCAUAUGCAAAGAUGCAUGCUGUUAUUAUAUUUAAUAUAAUAGCGAACAUAAGGCCCUCUUAUUUGUUCGAAUCACUAAUUUGUUUAUCUUCUUUUUUAUCUCUACAAGUUUUAUCAUUGAAUAGAGAACUGAAUUGCAUCGAGAAAAGUGAUUAAAAAAUGUAUUUAAAAAGAGAUAAUAAAGGUUUUUUAAGUGAUAUCCUCCUGUGUGUGUGUUUACAGCAAUUUUAGAACGGAAUUCUCGGUUUAGCUACAUAUACUUAAAACUAUUUAAACCAUUCUCGAGUUCGGUAAUUUAAUUUUUAACUUUUAGUUAAGCUUACUUAUUGCACUGACUCCGUACCGACAUUUCUACUAAUGUCAAAUAUAUGGAAUGUUGUAUAUUGCUUAAAAGUUGUUAACCAUACGUCAUCGCUAUAAUAUUCCCAAUGUAUAUUAAAUUUAUCAAUGUUUUGAAUACCGAAAGAGAAAGAGAAAAUUUGUAAAUUGCUAUUUUCGACGCAUUUCGUUUACUUGCUUCUGUAAAAUGUAUUGCAAAUACGAAAAUGAAUUAAUUAUACUGCGAACACAGGGGAAGUGCAUAAAAAGGUUCGAGGUAUUUGGUGGAUGUUGGGGUGGUGAAGAAGAUAUUUUUAUGCAAAAUUAUACUAAGACUUGAUACGUCCGUAUAUGACUAUUUUUGCGUCAUAUAAGAGGAGUGUUAAAGCAUUUUUAUUAUACACAAAUCGAAUAGUAGUUCAGUUGCCUUCCGUCUACAAAUGCAAAAUUCAUCUCAAAGAUGGUAUAAUUCAAUCUAAAUAUAACAUAUGCACUUGCAGAUACUUAACGACUGAGUUGUUAAAUAUUAUAUUGUUAGAUCAGGAUAGACGUAAUCCAAUUUAAAGUACAUAUCGUUGCACAAAUUUUAAGGAAAAGUAAGAAAAAAAAA
Molecule: messenger RNA, 2689 nt
Organism: Glossina fuscipes
Lineage: Eukaryota; Metazoa; Arthropoda; Insecta; Diptera; Glossinidae
Product: RNA-binding protein 1-like
Exons: 4
Coding region: 180-1055 (291 amino acids)
Biological process (GO): mRNA splicing, via spliceosome
Cellular component (GO): nuclear speck
Molecular function (GO): RNA binding
Source: RefSeq, a predicted model, not a curated record